Molecule: messenger RNA, 1099 nt
Organism: Diuraphis noxia (Russian wheat aphid)
Lineage: Eukaryota; Metazoa; Arthropoda; Insecta; Hemiptera; Aphididae
Cellular component (GO): chitin-based extracellular matrix
Molecular function (GO): structural constituent of chitin-based larval cuticle
Source: RefSeq, a predicted model, not a curated record
AUGUUCUCUGCAGGUUUAGAUAAACGAAAAGUGAUUGAAACUGCUGGAAAACAUAAACACAAUCAAAAUUCUAUUGAAAAAAUAGAAACACAACACUUUAUACAAUUUUCGUGCCUUCGUUUUUAGGUAGUGUUAGUAGCUGUCAUCGCAGCGGUGUCUGCUGCGGCCCCACCUCAGGAAGCUGCCAAAGCUUUUACUUUCAGUGGAUUCCCAUCCAACCAAGCCUACUACCCAGGCCAACAAGGGUACUACCCAGGAUACAUUGGUUACCAGGGUUAYCAAGGUUACAGCGGAUUCCGUAAUGGAUACUACCCGGGACAACAAGGAUACUACCCAGGAUACCAAGGUUACCAGGGAUACUACCCAGGAUACCAAGGUUACCAGGGAUACUACCCAGGAUAUCAAGGUUACAACCGCGGUUACUACCCAGGUGCCCCAGCCGUCUACCCCACCGUCACCCCCGCCCCAAUCAUCGCACCAGUGCCAGUCGCGCCCAAGGCUGUUUCUCCAGUGUACAAACCCGUAGACAACAAAGUGCCAGCUAUCCUUAAACAAUCGCAAGAAGCUGACUUGAACGGAUUCAAAUACGGAUACGAAACCGAAAACGGCAUCGUCGCCCAGGCUGCUGGAUACGUUAAGAACGCCGGUUCCGAAAACGCCGUCCAAGUGAUCGAAGGCUCGUAUGCCUACAUCGGUGACGAUGGUGCUCCAGUCGAAGUCAAGUACUACGCUGACGAGACCGGUUACCACGCAGCCGGAAACGUCGUCCCGACCACUCCCCCAGAGAUCGCCAAGUCUUUGGAAUUAAUCGCCUCCCAACCACAGAAACCAGAAGACUCCAAAAAGAAGUAAACCCAGCUCGCAUGUAACCAUCRUGUACGCUGAAACGGCCCAAACACUCGUAUACCAUUAGCUAUUAGAUACCGCAUGUGAAAUCAUGCAYAUUUUUAUCAUUGCAAAUAUUGUGUACCUAUGCAGUGAUUUUCGUUAUUCGUAUCUGAACGACGAAUAUCGACACAUUUACUGUACAUAGUAAUUCAGUUAUAAUAUGUUGGAUGUAACAAAAAAAGAUGAAAAUAUAAAAACUUGAAGUUAAAUA